Messenger RNA from Rubroshorea leprosula, 936 nucleotides. NCBI's taxonomy places the organism in Eukaryota, Viridiplantae, Streptophyta, Magnoliopsida, Malvales, Dipterocarpaceae. The record is from the annotation of a GenBank genome assembly.
GCGGGGAUCGGGGGAAAUUGCCAUCCUUAGCCUGGAAUUGUCGAGGUCUCAAGGAGGACUUUGUGAUUUCAGAUUUAACAAAGCUUUCUUUCAUGCACUACUGCGAUGGAGAUUUGUAUCAUCUUCCUCUCUGAAAUAAAGCAAUCCACUACUGCGAUGCAUCUGAUUUGCAUAGAUCUAGGAUUUGCACACGGUUUUGUUGUUGAUUGGGUUGGUAAGGGGGGUGGAUUGGCUUUGCUUUGGACAAAUGUUUUCCAGCUACAACAAUCCUUUGUUUCACAAUCCCUUAUAGCUAUUGAAAUUGUUGAUCCGGGUGGUUGUCAUUGGAGGUUGAUUGGGUUUUCUAGUCGAAAGCGAAAGGAAAGGGAUGUUGUUGGUGAAGCCGGUGGUGUUUUGCAAGGGGAGAAUGCUAUUCCAGUCACUAAAGGGGCUCUCGUUCCGUUAAUGAAUUUCAGCAACAAGGGAUUGAAGAGGAUUGGAAUCGUUAGGGCCAUGGUUCGGAGCCCAUGGAGACAAGGGAGGUGCGUGGGCUUGUAUGGAGGACCAUGCCCCUCCUGUUGAUUAUUCCUUAAGAAUAGAUAGGGCGACAACUUGUGGGUUGGGAACUAUUUCUUGCCAGAAUCCUUUGCUCUCCCCAUGAAGCUGGUUAAAUAGGUGAGGAGGUCCAGUAGCUUUUGAUGCUCGUAGUGACUCUCCUUUCUAUAUUAGUAGUUCUAUUUAACCCAUAUAACGAUCACAAUCUUUAGUUGUAGAUAACUCUCUUUACUUAAUUAUUUAUAUUCAUCAUGCGUAUGGUUUAAAUCUGUUACUAGUAUUGUAGGUUAUGUUUUUGGUUUCUGAUUUCUGUCUUUAGGAUAUGCUGCUUUAGGCUAUAUUGCCAUGAAAUGAAGAAUUAUAUUGUAAUUUUUCAUUAUUUAAUAUAUUUUUCUAUUUCCU